This is a messenger RNA of Ricinus communis (castor bean), 1614 nucleotides long. RefSeq names its product serine acetyltransferase 1, chloroplastic. The coding region runs from base 162 to 1352 and encodes 396 amino acids. The transcript has a single exon. NCBI's taxonomy places the organism in Eukaryota, Viridiplantae, Streptophyta, Magnoliopsida, Malpighiales, Euphorbiaceae. Gene Ontology annotation, cellular component: cytosol; cytoplasm. Gene Ontology annotation, molecular function: L-serine O-acetyltransferase activity. The record is from RefSeq and is a predicted model, not a curated record.
CAAAGCUUUGACACUCUUUAAAUUUAUGUGUGUGCCAGUGCCUCGUUAACAAUCCACAAGCAGCAGAUCCACAAGAUUACGUGAUCAAGUCAAUUAUCUCUUUUAUCUUCUUUCAUUAGCCACUAAAAAUCUUUCCCGAGAAAACUCUAAAUAUAUUUUCCAUGAAAGUUCUGGCCGCAGCUCCUUCUCUAUAUAAGGCCUUUUCUCCUCCUUUCUCUUCUCUCCACAAGCCUUUCUUAUCUCCACAAGUUUCUUCUUCGAUUCUCCCUCUAUCCAACCAUCUCUAUAGCAUUUCUUCUAUGGCUGCUUGUGUCGACACUCCAAGAACAGAUACCUCUAAACUUUCUCGCGAUCCAAACAGGCCACAGUCUCAAACUGAUCAUCACCAUGACAAUUCUUUCAGCAAGUAUGUGAAAAAUUAUUGUCGACCCAGUUUCUCCGAUCAUGUUUCUUGCAUACCCGUUUCCAAGAAUCACAUUAAAACUCUGCAUACACGUCCAGUUCUUGAAGACCGAGAUCAGGAUCAAGAAAUUGAGGCUAAAGAAGAUCCAUGGCUUAAAAUGCAAGAAGAAGCAAGAUUAGAUGUUGACCAAGAACCAAUUUUAUCUAGCUACUAUUUCACAUCAAUUCUUUCCCAGGCAUCACUGGAAAGGGCUUUGGCAAAUCAUCUAGCUAUAAAGCUAAGUAACUCGAGCCUUCCCACUAGCACUCUUUUUGACAUCUUUAUUGGAGUCCUUGAAGAGAAUCAAGAUAUAAUUGAUUCUGUAAAGGCAGAUUUGAGAGCUGUUAAAGAAAGAGAUCCAGCUUGCAUAAGUUAUGUUCACUGUUUCUUGAAUUUUAAAGGUUUCCUUUCUUGCCAAGCGCAUAGAAUAGCACAUAAAUUGUGGACACAAGGCAGGACGGUUUUGGCUAUAUUGAUACAAAACAGAGUAUCCGAAGCAUUUGCAGUUGAUAUACAUCCAGGAGCUAAAAUUGGGCAAGGGAUAUUACUUGAUCAUGCUACAGGAGUAGUUGUGGGAGAGACUGCUGUGAUUGGGAAUAAUGUGUCAAUUCUGCAUAAUGUUACACUAGGUGGAACAGGAAAGACUAGUGGUGACAGGCAUCCAAAGAUUGGCGAUGGGGUUUUGAUUGGGGCUGGAACUUGUAUUUUGGGUAACAUUAAGAUUGGUGAUGGGGCAAAGAUUGGAGCAUGUUCAGUGGUGCUGAAGGAUGUUCCAGCCAGGACUACUGCAGUUGGAAAUCCUGCUAGAUUGAUUGGAGGGAAAGAAAAUCCAACUAAGCUUGAUAAGAUUCCAAGUUUUACAAUGGAUCAUACUUCACAUAUACACGAGUGGUCUGAUUAUGUUAUUUAAAAGGGAAAAGGGCAUUUUCCUACCUGAAAAAUUUUUGGUUACUAUGUGGUAUAUGGGAUUUUGGAGAGAGUAUUUAUUUAUGUUAUAAUUGAGAACUGAAGUUCUCUUAUCAACAAACAGGGCAACCUCUUUUCUAAUCUUAGCUAGUGACAUAUCUUACCCUGAGAAAGUAAUGCUACAUAAUAUGUGUUGGGGAAGUAUGAUUUUAAUCAAAAUAAUGAUGCUGUUACUCAAUUUUAUUGCAAAUUUUCUUUUCUGGUUA